ACCUCUGUCCUUUAUGUUUUCUUACGUUUUGUUAAAGUAGAGGAAAAGGACAUUUCUCGUGAUCUGACGGAUUUUGUGCGUUAAUAUGGAUGGAAAGCACGACGUCAUGCUGGUACGAACCGUCUUUAGAUUUUCACAUCAGCUGAAAGUGCAUGGGUCAACAUUUACCAAGGACCUUGGUUCAUUCUUCCCUAAUUUGUCAAGUUGCACUUCCGUCUGCCUGCCUUGUGCAUCUUUUAACACGGCACGGGAUCCUGGUUAAUCGACGAAUCUACGUGAUUAUUUUGGAUCAUUCCAGUGAAGCGAUGAUGAACGGGAAAGGAAAGGAGGCGGUGAAGGCUGAAUAUUAGUGGAUACUGAUAUGACCAACUGCCCCUCUCUGAAUCCCAAAGGCUUUAUAUUCCAACCAGCAAAAUAUGAGGUGAUGUCUGCAUCUAAAAGGUGAUUGGCUCUUUUACCUGUAAGGUGGGAUUCCUAUCUACAUCCAUUGACCGUUGGCUGCAGCUGGGCAUUCUAAUUUCUCCCAUUCAUUUUAACAGAAGUGGCCUGUCUCUGCUAAAUACUCUCUGGUGCAACUUCAAGUGAACGCAUUUGUGGGAUGACAAGUGACCAUCACAUAAAUCUCGGAGCUUAAUCGUUGACAUCACAUAAGCUUUAAUUUCUGUUGAAGUUUUAGCUACUCAGAAAGUAUGGGGACGGUAGCUGAUGACAUCAGACAACUAUUAAAAGACUGUGAGUUGUUUGUCUUUGAGAUACUUCAGGAUGAGAAUCUCAGUGACGCAGCUCAUAAAUCAAGAGAAAUUCUGUUACGAAAUUUUUAUGUCAUCCAAAAGAGACAUCCACAAGAAUUUCCCCACAGAUUUGAAUCCAAUCGUGAGGAUAGUUCAGAUGACAACCAAAGCUCCAGUCUGGGACCCUCGGCCCCCUCAGAUGAUAUGUCAAUGGCCUCUGACUACCAGGAGGAAGGCGCCCCAGAGCUUUUUGAAGAGAUCCCUAUGGUGGCUGCACAGGACCUCAGUAACAUUCUAAAGCAAGGUUACCUGGAGAAGAAAAGACGGGAUCAUAGUUUCUUCAGCAUGGAAUGGCAAAAGCGAUGGUGUGUUCUGAACAACACCAUAUUUUAUUAUUUCGGGAGUGAGAAAGACAAGCAGCAGAAGGGCUCAUUUUAUAUCAAUGGCUACAGUGCAGAGCUGGUCCCCAGCUUACGCAAAGACUCCAAGAAGAAUUCAUGCUUCGAGAUGAGUGCUCCUGGAAGACGUUCUUACCAGUUUACCGCCAGCGGUCCCCAUGAGGCCAGGGAAUGGGUGGACCAGAUCAAUUUUGUUCUUAAGGAUCUGAGCUCUAACUUCAUCCCCUUUGAUGAUGAUGAGGACGAGGAGGUGGAAGAAGAGGAAGAAACAUAUGAUGACAUCGAACGAGCUACCACACCACCACCACCACGUUCUGGGCCAGCGCCUACACCAAUUCCAACCCCAAGUCUAGGACAACCCCCCCAAAGCACCUGUGAGGAAUGGAAGGAGCAAGCAAGGACUCAAGAAGAAGAAGAAGAGGAUGAAGAGGACAUUUAUGAGGUGCUUCCAGAUGAUGAAAAUUCUGACCAUGCUGAAGAGGGAAGUGAAAAAGCUGGUUCUUCAGAUUAUGCAAAUUAUUACCAAGGCUUGUGGGACUGUGAAACGGAUGGACCAGAUGAGUUGGCCUUCCAAAGAGGAGACAUUAUUUACAUCCUCAGCAAGGAAUAUAACAUCCAUGGAUGGUGGGUCGGGGAGCUGGAUGGUGCUGUUGGCAUAGUCCCAAAGGAAUUUUUACAUCCUGCCUAUAUUCUAUAAGAUCUGCUUUUUCUGAAGAUGUGUAGAAUUUCCAGCGUUAAAGUCAUCUUCCAAGGUUUUGGAAUCAGUUUUCCCCCCAGCUGAUCUAAAGUUUGUCAUUCAUGAGUUCAAUGGAGAAAUGUCAAUGAGUAGAUUGGAGCCAAUUGUAAAUUGCAUUUGUUCAUUUCUUGAAAGAGCUUACCUAAAAAUUACUCUAACCUUCUACCUGAGGCUAAAUCAUUUCCUUCCUUGGCCUUUUUAAAUUGUAUUUAGGCCUAUAUUGUUCUAUAUUUUAUAAAGUGUACACUAAGAGUGCUUAUAUAAAAGUGAUAUCAGUGGUCUGAUGUUCAUUCUUUGAAGGGAAAAAAAUUAUAAUUUGCCAACUUGCUGCAAAUGGUGUGCAGAAGAAAAAAACAUUUGAAAUAUGAGAAUUCCUUGGACGUUUCUGUCAUAUUCUUAAUCAUCUAUUGUCUGAUAAUUUGCUCUAAAGUAUGCGCCUCGUUUCAACAGCUCAAAUUAUUGCCUUGUAUUAUGUUCUCAUGCAGUUUGGAUAUGAAAACGUCUUAAACAGCCAUCUACUGGUUAUUUUUUCCUCUUGACUCUGCAUUUGUAGUUGCAAUUGUUUUGUUCAGUCAGUGAAUGUACUACUAGUUAAUUCAGCACUCUGCAAAAGCAACCUGUCAAACCACAGUUCUACUUUAAAGUGAUAGUUCACAAAAAUGCAAAUUAUCUCAUUUUCUCACCCUCCUGCCAUCCCCUAUGUGUAUGACUUACUUUUUUCUGCAGAAUACAAAGAUUUUUAGAAGAAUAGCUCAGCCCUGUUGGUCCUUUCAAUGCAAGUAAAUGGUGACCAGACCUUUCAAGCUAAAAAAAAAAAAAAUAAUAAAAAAAAAAAAAAAUCACAUUAAGGCACCAUAAAAGCAACCCAUAAGACUCCAGCUUAAUAUUUGUUUUCUGAAAUUAUGCAAUUGCUUCAGAUGAGAAACAGAUCAACAUUUAAAACCUUACUA
This is a messenger RNA of Myxocyprinus asiaticus (Chinese sucker), 2815 nucleotides long. Its product is annotated as src kinase-associated phosphoprotein 1-like. The transcript has 16 exons. Gene Ontology annotation, molecular function: protein binding. The record is from RefSeq and is a predicted model, not a curated record. Gene Ontology annotation, cellular component: cytoplasm; plasma membrane. Bases 690 to 1826 code for a protein of 378 amino acids. NCBI's taxonomy places the organism in Eukaryota, Metazoa, Chordata, Actinopteri, Cypriniformes, Catostomidae.